AAAUGCAUUAACGGAGAUGGGUGCAAACGAAAAUGGAAAGACAAUUCGUUGUUUAGCAUUUUACUUGUGGAUUUUACCAGCCUUUGUGUCAUUAGCAACAUGUAAUGGAGUUAGAAUAUCAAGCAUUGAGCCAACGACGGGUGGAAUUGGAGGGGAUGUUAAAGUGACAAUUUUCGGAUCAGGCUUUUCUGACCAGUUUAGCCUAAACGACGACCCAAACACUGGAAAUGCCGUGUAUCUUAUUAGCUCAAAUGGCAGUGAACAUGCUUGCACGGUACACAGAGAGGGCUCAACACCAAACCAGAUUAUGUUUGAUACACCAAGUGACUUAACGAAUGACGAAAAUCAUUACGUCAAGGUUGUUGUUGAUGGACGUCGUGUCGAUGACAGCGCUUUUUGUGGUGGGAAUCCUACCCAUUGGAACUGCAUAUUCCACCCGGACAUCUCAAAAACGCCACGUAUCUACUCUAUAACACCACAGACUGGUUUAACAGGUACACGAGUGAAAAUACAAGGUCGAAUGUUCACGGAUAGAUAUAGCACUGAUAUAGCUACUGCAUCUAAUGGUAAAACUCAAACUUUACUGAGGGUUUAUGUUGGUCCAGAUUUCUGUGAUUUGUACAAGGACAUCGACAACCUUUAUGGCCUGUCACUGACUGGAGAAAACUCAGACAAUGGCCAGAUAGAAUGUAAAAUUACUGGUUCAACAGUUGGGUUCUUUAAUAUCAGUUACAUCGUUGAACCACCGUAUGGAAGAUCAUUGGCGAAUCCUUACUUGUAUCAUGUUUCAUACAACGAUAAUAUGUAUUUGUACCAAUUAUAUACAGACGUUACACAUAUCAGUCACUCUAUGGGAAGUGUGUUUGGAGGUCUUGUCCUAACGGUAUAUGGCAACCACUUCGACGAUAGACCACCGUAUGCGUUACCAAGAGCUUUUAUAGACGACACUCAUUGUGAGAUAACAGAUGUAUUACCUGGCAUAUAUAUCAAAUGUGUCGUUGCUGCAAAACCAACGUUCUUGAGUUCUAACUUUGAAGGCAACAGAGGUGCCACUCACGAGUACUGGACAAACACUUCAAUUAAUUAUGAUGAUCUAUAUAGCAUCUUGUCGUUAGAUAGUUCAGAUUCUGGCUAUCAUUCAGAGACUCUGGACGAGACCAGAAUGUACUUCGUUGAUGUAGACGGUACCAGGGGUCCACACGUAGGCAGGAUGAGAUUCUAUUUCAAGCCUCCGCACAGCGGAAAAUACAAAAUAUUCUUGACAGCAUAUGAAGCAGCAAAACUCUAUGUUGAUAGUGUUGCAAAGAUAGAAAUAAGGUACUGGCAAGGAUCAGAAAUACUUACACUAGACGAAAAAAAGAAAUACCUUUUCGAGAUUGUACAUCACACAAGCAACAUAUAUUCAUAUAUCAAUCUCAAAGUUAAGUUUUUCAACACAACGUUUACAAACAGUAUGACAGGCAAAGCUGAACAGGAGCGACAGAGAAUACAAAUUAGAUCUACCGUCGUGUACGAUGUACAGGAAUUAGAGUUCGAUAAUGUAUCGCAGCAAAUACACGUCAGGGAAGUACAAAUGGUUGCUAUAGAAACCGCAGGUUUCUUUAGAUUUGGCAUGUUUGGCGUAUACACAGAACCGCUUACCAUAACAAUGACGGACAAUGAAAUCCAAAAUGCAAUCUUGGCGUUACCUGUCUGGGGAGCUGAUGAAACUAUUCAUGUCCAGGGAAUACACACUACGAAAACAACUUACAACAUUACUUUUGACUCUAAAAGAGGCAAUUUUCCUAAUAUGGACGUUGUACCGGUGGAAGACAGUGAUCCAGUAUCAUAUACUGUUACGGAACACACACCCGGAGUCCCCGACCUAGAUACUGUAGCUCUUAUGAUGGAUGGGGUUGUUUCAGAACCAUUUUCUGUAGCGGUACUGAAAGCUGGGAAUAUAAGUCUAGAGAAAAUUAUAGAAGGGGUGUUCACCUCAAAAUGCCCAAAGGAACUGGAAGGACAAGGUCAGCGUUAUAACAGUUUUGAAGACUACUCAAGGGAUUUUCGCGACUAUCGUGUCCGGAACACUGAAGCCUUUUGUGGAAGAUAUGCUCUCAAAAAUCCGUAUGUCAUAUAUAAGAAUGAUGAAGGAUCUCCUCUAUUACAUUAUGGAACGCUCUGCUUUGCGUACAGAGGCUUCUUCAAAAAUAUCAUACGUAUUCUUUAUUCCUGCAAACCGAGUGAGGAAUCAGACUCGGUGUAUUUUUAUUACCACGAAUUCUACCACUUCUUUAAAACUGAUUCAGCCACUGUGUCAGAUACGUGGUACUACACGUGUAUUAACGUGUAUUCAAUCGUAACAAGUGUAAAACCUGGUUAUAUGGCAUAUCGUCUCCGUAAUGUUUAUGUUUAUCGACUUAGUGGUGCUGUUGAAGCAUAUAUUGACUCUGUGUACCUUGGAAUGCGACCAACUACUGAUGACCCAGAUGUUUAUCUUCGGCGCAAACGCCCCGCACAUUAUAGGAAAGCGUUCAUAGACGACAUACAUGUGUCAGCUUUAUCGAAAGGAAAAUUCAGAGUAACGAUAAAGCCACUUGACUGCGGAUAUGACUUUCCACUAUUCCAACUUGCAAAUGUUGAUAAUAUGGAACAGUCGUUCGAAACAACAGGGUAUUACUCAUCCAGUACAACUAAUUCAGUAACAAACUUGACAUCAACAUCAGAUGUUUCAACUCGGAGAUCUGCAUCCACAGCUGCAAGUUUGUCAGCAGAGACGAGUCCAGCAUUCUCUAUGACUGUGAAUGACUCAACAACCCCAAUGCCGUCUUCAACAUUUCUUUCUACAAAUGCAACAGAAUACAGAACUACGCAAAAUUUGUUUAACCACACAUACAGCACCAUGUCAACAAGUGACCUAACUGGCAGCGCUACUUCAACACUAAGCACGCCAUUUGUUCAGAGAUGGCCAGACAUCUUAUCAGUUACAAGAAUUUUAGACGCUUCUCCUCCGGUUUCGGGUUUAAUUGAUAUCAGAUUUAAUGGAAAGGAGAGAAAGGGUUUGAAUGUUUCCUUAACUGCUGCAGAAUUUGUCAAAGAGCUGGAAUCCAUUGAGAAUAUUGGAUAUGUAGAAGUGACUAAGACCAGGGAUUGUGCUAACUUUGAUCUGAUAACAACAUUUUUGUCUCUUGCUGGAGAUCUACCACAAAUGAAGGUAAAUUACAGUCAAUUAAAAGGAAUAAAUGCGUCUGGGACCAUCGUUACAGAUACCGACGGAGGUCUUUACUAUGACCCUCUUAUGGGUGAUACGAUCUCAACAGUACAUAGUUUACCUCAAGUCAGACUUUCUAUCAAUGAUGUUCCAACAGCAUGUUCCGGUGACUGUUCAUUCCAGUGGGAUGCAUCUGUAACACCAGAAGUUAUUGCAGUUAAUCCACAAUCAGGAACAACAGCGUUAUCAACAUCUGUAGUUAUAUCUGGGACAGGUUUCAGUGGCAGCGUCUCUGGUAAUAUUGUGACUAUCGGCGGUGUUGAAUGCACAGUGACUGCAGCUAGGGAUAAUAGUAUAACAUGUGAUGUUGGUAACGGUCCAUUAGGUUCUUAUCCCGUCCUUGUCAAUGUGGAUGGUAAAGGUCAAUCUACCGGAAACGUUCAAUUUACAUAUACUUCAAACAUUACUUCAAUCAGUCCCACAUCUGGAAGCCUAGGAGGCAAGAUAUUUUAA
Molecule: messenger RNA, 3703 nt
Organism: Mercenaria mercenaria
Lineage: Eukaryota; Metazoa; Mollusca; Bivalvia; Venerida; Veneridae
Product: fibrocystin-L-like
Exons: 25
Coding region: 17-3703 (1228 amino acids)
Source: RefSeq, a predicted model, not a curated record